Messenger RNA from Drosophila ficusphila, 332 nucleotides. RefSeq lists its product as uncharacterized. The record is from RefSeq and is a predicted model, not a curated record. The transcript is spliced from 3 exons. Bases 26 to 277 code for a protein of 83 amino acids. NCBI's taxonomy places the organism in Eukaryota, Metazoa, Arthropoda, Insecta, Diptera, Drosophilidae.
GUCAACUAGUAGGUCAGUACAACAGAUGAACCUUCUCUGGCUGCUUUCAUUGGCUGUUGUUGCCGCGCAACACUGCGAUAAGCCCUGCCCCAUUAAAGAUAACCCCGGAUGUGCCAGGAGGGACGGAAAAUGCUAUUACACCGUUCGCAAUCCGUGUAUUUUGGAGGCUAUCAACUGUUAUCGGAAAUCAAGGGACUUAUCUGCUCUGAUACCCGUUUCUCGCAACAGGUGCACUAAAAUGCAAACUCCAGUAUGUGAGAAUAUUGAUACAUCUUGAACUAGUUUACGAGGGAGCUCUAAAAUAAAGUAAUAGUUUACCCUACCAAACGGAA